GAAAGAUCCAUUGUACAAAUCAUCGUCAUCGAUCACCGUGAGUGUCAAAGGUCCGCCCACCGCCCUGCCUGCCUGCCUGCCUCAUCCGAUACAUCCAUCCAUCCACCAUGACGCAGCACGCAAGCGACAGCGGGGCAGGCAGACAGGCAGGCAGGCAGGGGCGGCCAUUCGUUCGCACCUACCUGUCUGUCUGCAUGGCACUACUCCACAAGCAGCCGUGCACUGCACACUCGCGUCCAUGCAUGUAAUGUCAGGUCAGGCCAGGCCAUGACACGUUCUAUCUAGCUCGCCCCAUCACCCCCAGCCCCCUCACUCCCCCCGGGCCCCUUCUGGCCACUCCCCUCUCCACGGCCCAGCAGCUGCAUUAUCACAUCCUCGGCCCGCCGCGGCAGUUCCUGAGCCAUAGCGGCAGAAAGGGCCCGUCCCAAGGGCUGCUGCUGCAGCUGCUGCUGCUGCAGCUGCUGCUGCUGAUGCUGCUGCUGUGGCACACUCAAUCCACUCGGGCCUGUGUUGGUGUUGGUAUUCGGCUGACCCCGGUGCAAAAUGCCUCUCCCCAAGCCCCGUGAGAAAUCGAAGUUCUCCGACACAGCUCGGUCCACAAAGGAGCCUGGCGCAUGGUGGUCGACAACCAUGGCUGUGGCUGCUGGGUCCUGCUGCUGGUGCUGGUAUUGUGGCUGGGCCAUGUCGAAGCCGCCUCCAGGAGUGUGUGGCUGCGGGAAGUGCGACAGCUGACGGCUGGCAGCAAAGGGGACAGGCAUGCCGAUGUUCCGUGGGCACGGCCGGUUCUGCCGCGUCAUUGGCUGAGGGGUGUAGGAGUACUGCCUCUGAGCGUUGUCAUCCCCACUCGGCCCGAAGCUGCCGUCGGGAUGGCGCACCCAUAGCCCAUGGGGUGGGUGUGGGGGAGGGGGAGAGGGCGCCUGGACGACCAUAGCAGCGUUGGAGUCGCUCUCCUGCCGCGGCAGCGCCACAUGUGGUGGCUGUUGGUGCUGGUGCUGUUGUUGGUGUGGGAGGUACAUUGGAGGGGCGAAGGGGGGCGGCUGCUGGCUGUCUGGCAGCUGCAUCACGAUGGCGGGGCCGAACAGCUGACCGCCGCGGUGUGGAUGCUGCUGCUGCUGCUGCUGGUGUUGGCGUUGGUUGUGGGGGCUGCCAUCGAGCGAUUCGGCGGCGGUGUGGGGGAGGGGGAGAGGGUGUAUGUGGUGUUUGGGGGGCCUCUUGCUCUUCCGUCCUCUCUGCACAUACGAGUGGGGGUACCCGUCGUUCUCGGGAAAGCUGCAUGGGACCCUGUUGGAGCGACCGCGGAAUGACACAGACAGACAGAGAGAGACCAUUGAUUGACACAGACCCACACCUGUUUGGCCUUCCACUACCCAUCUACCGACCCGUUGUUAGCCUGGCAGGCGGGGCAGGCCGGCUCGUAUUUGGGCGGCUCUAACACGCUGGUGCGGGGCGUGAAGUAGGGGCACAUCGGCUUGUGCCCUGGUGGCGGCCCGGCCGUGGCCAAACCGCCAGACAUCCACAACACAACAGAGAUCAGAUGUCACCUCACCCACCCAUCCCACCGAUUGUGUGGGAGCGUGUCUGGCGUGGCGUACAUACAUCUGUUGUCGUGUGCCAUGGGUAUCUUCCUGUUGACCCCGCAGUGCCAGCAAAACUCGUGACCGCACUGACAUGUCACGUGGUCACACUCCUAACACACAGACACGCACACAGACACAGACACAGACACACACGAGGGCGGGGUGGUCGUGUCGUGGUGGCCGUCAGCAGCUCUGUGCGUGCGCUUGCGUGUGCGUGUGUGUGUGUGUGUGUGUCGCUUGCCUCUUCGCUUUUGAAUCCCCCGCCGUAGGCGCACUUGAGUGGGCAGGGCUUCCAUCCUUCCUCUAGCAACUGGACCGGGGCAAGGUACAGAAAGGCGCUGUUUGGGCGAGGGGAUGGGUGCGUGUCUAGGUGCGUACCUGUCUAACUCUGGCCUGGUGCUCUCGGAGGUCCUUCUUGUGCACCUUGCUCAGACGCUGCUCGCACGUCUCACCUGAACCACACACACACCAAGACACACACCAAGACACACACACGUGUGCCGUCCGUCCGUCCAUCCAUCCAUCCAUCCACUCUCGGUUUGCCCACCUCUAUGCGGCCCGUGCUCGCACUGCCACCAGCCAGCCAGCCAGCCAGCCACAGAUAAUUAUCA
Vitrella brassicaformis is the source of this 2188-nucleotide messenger RNA. The record is from the annotation of a GenBank genome assembly. Lineage: Eukaryota; Vitrellaceae.